UCAAAAAACAUUUCUUUUUUUUUUAGAUUUAUUCAGUUUUUUUUAAUUGGGUUUGUUGUUUUGUGUUAAAAAGUAAUCGAGAACUGAACGUUAACUUUGAAUCUAAUGUUAGGUAGUCGAAAUGAUUGAUUUUAUAUAUUCAGUUAAAUCUUUGAUCAAGAUCGAUCAAAUUCAUACCGAUAAUAAUGUGUUCAAAUUGCAUUAUAAAUUCACCGUUAUAAUGUUAAUAAUAUUUUCAAUUUUGCUCACAAGCAAGCAAUAUUUUGGCGAACCGAUAAGUUGUAACGUGGGUUCCACUGAAUCUGGCAUGAAAGAAAUUAUAGAACUUUUUUGUUGGAUACAUGGAACCUACAUUGUAAGCUCAAGUUUAAGUGAUACUCGACUGCCUGGAGUUUCAAACGAAUAUGACUAUGCAAAAUGGGGUAAUCGUGUAAGUCGUUAUGUAGGGGAUUCCCUUCGUACGGACAGUUCUUCUCAUGUUAUUUGGCAAAAAUAUUACCAAUGGGUUUGUAUUAUAUUCUGCUUCCAAGCUCUCCUAUUUUAUAUUCCACGGUAUAUAUGGAAAUCAUGGGAAGGUGGUAGAGUUAAACUACUGGUUGAUGAUUUACGAGGACCACUUGUUACACCUACUUGGAAUUUGGAAGCUAAAAACAAAUUGGUAAGGUACCUGUUGAAUGGAAGAAAUUCACAUACUUUAUAUGCCUGUCGUUUUACCAUUUGUGAAAUAAUUAAUCUGGCAAAUGUGAUAUUUCAAAUAUACUUUAUGGAUUGGUUCCUCAACGGAAAAUUUUCCAUUUAUGGCAUAGCUAUGAGUACGGUACACAACUUCAGCCCGAUGGAUGAAGUCUUUCCUAAGAUCACAAAAUGCAAAUAUUUCAAUUACGGUCCUAGCGGUACUAAGCAGAACAUUGACUCUUUAUGUAUCUUGCCUCUCAAUGUACUGAACGAAAAAUUAUUCCUCAUUUUAUGGUUCUGGCUAUACAUUUUGACAGCACUUACGGUACUAGGUUUAAUAUAUAGGUUAUGUAUAAUUUGUUCACCUUGUAUUCGUGCUUAUCUUUUGUUGGGACACAGCCGAUAUUUGGGACGUAAGCAAACAAUGGCUCUUAUUAGAGAAUUGUCCUAUGGUGAUUUCUUUGUUCUCCACAAUGUUGGCAGCAAUGUAAAUCCUAUUAUAUUUCAUGAGUUGAUCGAAGGUAUUUUUGAGUAUAUGAAAAAUAACAAGAGAAUUUAUAAAGCUCAUACAGCAAUUAUAGACAUGUAAGCAAUAAAAAACGAAUUAGUGCAUUAUUUAGGAUAUAUUUUUUCGAUUAAUAAAAGUUGAGUUUAUAAAUUCAUAUUUCGAGUUAGUUCAGAUAAAAUUUCCGUUUUCACGUUUGACAAUGUUUAUUGAUGUUAUUUAAGUAUUUAUUUGAAGUUAGUUCUGUUUGAUAUAUUUUUUGUAUAUUUAUAUAUUUUAAGUUCGUUCAGUAUUUUUACUGAAAUCACUAUUAUUGAGUUACUUAUUCUGUUUUUCAAUUUUAUUCACUAUUUUAUAGUGAUGUAAAUUAAUGAAAGACUAAAUCAUCGAUUCCUGUGAUAGAGAAUAUAAGAAUAAUUUAUAUUUUUUAAUAUUAUAUUUGAAUACCGUACUUUUUUAUGAGUGUUACAUCUUAAGUUGAAAAUAAAACUGUU
Molecule: messenger RNA, 1674 nt
Organism: Harmonia axyridis
Lineage: Eukaryota; Metazoa; Arthropoda; Insecta; Coleoptera; Coccinellidae
Product: innexin inx2-like
Exons: 4
Coding region: 122-1264 (380 amino acids)
Biological process (GO): phototransduction
Cellular component (GO): plasma membrane; gap junction
Molecular function (GO): gap junction channel activity
Source: RefSeq, a predicted model, not a curated record